Manihot esculenta (cassava) is the source of this 1682-nucleotide messenger RNA. RefSeq names its product protein WEAK CHLOROPLAST MOVEMENT UNDER BLUE LIGHT-like 2. The coding region runs from base 109 to 1458 and encodes 449 amino acids. The record is from RefSeq and is a predicted model, not a curated record. Lineage: Eukaryota; Viridiplantae; Streptophyta; Magnoliopsida; Malpighiales; Euphorbiaceae. The transcript is spliced from 15 exons.
UUUAAAUCUCUUCCCAGUCUCUUUUAGAAGCCUGCGGAGAGAAAAAUCGAAACCGAGGUCCAGGGAGAAAGAGAGGAAGAUUCAUCAGAAUUGGCUAUUCUCUUCGCCAUGGACUCUCAUCACGCUUCUCUUGGUCGAAGAACGUUGGAAGAGAUUAGGCAAAAGAGAGCUGCUGAGAGAUUGAGCAAAACAUCUUCUGGGCCUGAUCUCACAAAAACUCCAAACCCUAAUGAUAAUAUAGGAAUAAAAAAAUCAGAAAGCGCAAAUCGACUCUCUGAGACAGAUGUUAGUGGUUUAGUUUCUCAGCUAAAAGAUCUGCAGAAAAAGAAUGCAGAUUUGGAGGAAAUCAACAAGACAUUAUCCAUGAAGGUUCAAACAAAAGAUGUUGAGAAUGAAUCUCUGCAGAAGCGCUUAAAUGAUUUGGAACAGAAUACUGUACCAUCUUUGAGAAAAGCACUUAAGGAUGUGGCCAUGGAAAAAGAUGCAGCAGUAGUUGCUAGGGAGGACCUUUCCGCCCAGCUUCGGACCCUUAAGAAACGUCUGAAGGAUGCAGAAGAAGAACAAUAUAGAGCUGAGGAAGAUGCUGCAGCUUUGAGAGCAGAGUUAAACUCGAUGCAGCAACAAGCAAUGAAUAGUAAUAUACUCAGUGGGAUGACAUCUGUUGGUAUUUCUCCUGAUCGUGUCCAAAGCUUGGAAAAGGAGUUGGCUAGUUUAAAGCUGAAUUUGCAGCAAGAGUCAUUAUUGAGGCAACAAGAACAACAACAAUUAGCAGAGGAGCAAGCUCGGGUUUCUACCCUUACAUCUGAGAAAUUGGAAUUGGAGGAGAAACUUGGAGCUUUAUCCAGAAUAGCCCCUGAAGUAUCAGAAAAAGUGGCUCUUAAGGCGUUUUCAAUGGAAGAAAAGGAGAAACUUGAGAAGCAGUUGCAUGAUAUGGCUGUAGCAGUUGAGAGAUUAGAGAGUAGUAGACAAAAACUUUUGAAGGAGAUUGAUUCCCAAUCUACGGAAAUAGAGAAGCUAUUUGAGGAAAAUUCUAAUAUCUCUUCUUCUUAUCAAGAGGCAAUAAGCGCAGCAAAACAGUGGGAGAAUCAGUUGAAGGACUGUCUCAGUCAAAAUGAAGAGCUUCGUGGAGUUCUCUUUAAGAUGAGAAUGGAACAGGCUAAUAUGCUUUCUUCAGGUGAUAGGGAGAUCCUGAAAAGCUCCACCGAACACAAAAGCAAUGGUAUAAAUGGGACUGGUUCACAGAUAUAUACAACUGAGGUCCUUUCCCUCAAGGGUGAGCUUGCAAAAGAGCAGAACAGAGCAGAUGCAUUGUCAGCAGAGGUCCUGCAGCUUUCAGCAAAACUCCAAGAAGCUACACAAGCAUAUAAUGGUCUUGCACGCCUCUAUAAACCAGUGCUGAGGAACAUUGAGAACAGUCUCAUCAAAAUGAAGCAAGAUGGCUCUGUGACCGUACUGUGAAAAUACAGCAAUGUUUCUGCAAUACUGUUGAUGUCUUUCUUUGACUAGUCGGUUGCAAUACUUUGACUUCUUACAUUUUUGGGGGAUUACAUGACGUUGACAAUAUUCAGAGAAUGCUUUCCAUAGGUUGGUUAUUUGUUAUACAAGGGUUGGGCCAGCAACCAUAAACAAAAUGUUGAUCUACUUGAGCAUUCAUUUACUAAUACAAAAUGUUACGUUGUUUA